UUUCUAACGUUCACCUCAGACGCAGGUUCGGUUCCAUCUUUAAUUUCCAUGAGUAAACAACAGUAUUCGGAUUUUUCUGCUUCUUUCGGGUCUGAAUCAGCUGAAAUUCAGUGUCAGUGUUUCCAGCACUGAUCGGAGAGCAGCUCUGAGGACACUGAAUCUGUAACUUCACUUCCUCAUCUGGCCACAAGCCGGCGCCAUCACACCGCUGCGUCAGACAGACGCUGCCUUCCAGGGCGGUCGGAAAUUAGACAACCAGGAAAGAAAAUGAGAAAUUCCAAGCAUCAGGAGAAUUCAGCUGGUUUUACUUGAUGACAUGGAGUGUGUGUGUGUGUGGCUGGUGUGUGUGUGCAUGCUGAGCGUGUGUGUCGGGGCUCACAGUGGAUUGGACAGAGGUGACCACCUGGACCAUCAGCAUCAUCAUCUGGUUUCCAACGGCAACGCAGCCUCAGAUCUGUGUGUGAUAGACCAGCAGCUCUGUCAGGAUGAGAACUCCCUGCUGAGUUUCGAGGCGAUCUGCAGCAUCCACAAACUGAUGGACGACGACGCAGACGGCACGGUGGACACGAGCGAGACGGACGAGUUUCUCAGGGAGGAUCUUCAGUAUCACGACCCCAAAGCCAAACACAGCAGCUUCCAUCGAGCCGACCUGCACAUCAGCGUGGAGGACAUGUGGAACGCCUGGAAGAGCUCUGAAGUGUAUAACUGGACGGAGCAGCAGGUGGAGGACUGGCUGCUUGUCAGUGUGGAGCUUCCUCAGUACACAGAAACCUUCAGGAAACACCGGCUGGAUGGCAAAGCCUUACCCAGGCUGGCGGUGAGGAACGUCACCCUGAUGGUGUCCGUGUUGAAGAUUUUAGACAGAAGUCAUUCUCAGAAGCUGCAGCUGAAAGCUCUGGACAUCGUGCUGUUUGGACCACCACCAGGCCGAGACCACCGGUGGAAGGAUCUGGUUCUGGGCGUGUCCAUCCUGAUGGCUUUGGGCGGCUGCUGGUUCGCCUACGUCCAGACCAGGAAGUCCAGAGACGACCUGGGGAAGCUGAUGAAGGACCUGGAGGGUCUGCAGAGGGCUGAGCAGAGCCUGCUGGACCUGCAGGAGAAGCUGCAGCGGGCCCAGGAGGAGCAGCUCUGCGUCCAGGUGGAGAAGGUGAAGGUGGAGGAGGAGCUGAGGAACGAGAUCAGCUCGGCCAAACAGGAAGCUCAGCGGCUCCGAGAGCUCAGAGAGGGAACCGAGAACGAGAGGAGCCGGCAGAAAUACGCCGAGGAGGAGCUGGAACAGGUCCGAAUGGCGUUGAAGAAGGCGGAGCGGGAGCUGGAGUCACGGACUCACUGGGCGCCGCCGGAGGCUCUGCAGAAAUGGCUGCAGCUGACGCACGAGGUCGAAGUUCAGUACUACAACAUCAAGAAACAGAGCGCGGAGAGACAGCUGCUGCAGGCCAGGGAGGGGGCAGAGAAGAUCAAGAAGAAGAGGAGUUCUCUGUUCGGGACGUUCCACGUGGCUCACAGCUCCUCGCUGGACGACGUCGACCACAAGAUCCUUUCUGCCAAACAGGCCCUGGCCGAGGUGACGGCGGCCCUGCGGGAGAAGCUCCACCGCUGGCAGCAGAUCGAGUCUCUGACGGGUUUCUGUUUGGUCAAUAACCCGGGUCUGGGAGCGCUGGCAGCCGCCCUCAACCUGGACCCGUCCUUCCUCGGUCUGCGACCUCCGACCCCUCAGCGCCUCCUCCUCUCCGAUGACCUGGAUGACAUGGACGAGGACAUCCUGUCUCCUGGGACGCUGCAGUACGCAGCGUGGCAGAUGGACCGGCGAGUGAGUGACCUCUGGCCUCUGAGUGGCAUCGCAGACACCCAGUCACCAUGGAAACACUCUGCUCAGAGUCUGAUGCCCCUGCGACAGAGAAUAGGAGACCCCGCUCUGACGUUCAGCUCUCAGAGGGACAUUAUGAACCGUUCAGACUCUGACUCCUCCCUGCCUCUCUCUCACGGCGAAUCACGAGGCCUGUACAGCUCUAAGCCCUUCCUCCUGCCAUCCAGGCUCCAGCCCCUGCAGGGUCAGGGCCCCGGGCUUGGAGGAGGAGGCCUGGAGAAGAGCUCCAGCCUUGGGGAGCUGAGGGGCACCUCCGCCGCUGUCCUUGCCUCCUCCUGCUCUACCCGCUCCCUCUGCAUCACAUCCAACACUGCCGACAGCAUCUUCCCUUCCUCCGCCUCGUCCAGCUCGCUGGGCAGCGGUCGGGGGGCGGGCCACCAUAUCCCGACCAGAAGGAGCCCCGUGGAGGAGGAGGGAGGGGAGGAGAGCGAGUCAUCCAGCAGCCGCAGAAGAAACGCUUUUAAUAAGAUCUUCAAGAAGAAGCAGGGACGUCACUGAGCCUGAGUGUGCUCCCGAUUCACGAUGAGACUUUAACCUUCAUCGUGAUGAACAAGCCAAACUGUCAUUCAGAGGAAACAUCACUUUUUAACACCACUCAUCUGCUUUUAUUCAACUUUCCUGCAAAUUGUCUGAAUAUUUCUCCCAUUAAACUGAUAUAAGAUGAGAUUCAGUGUGGUGAGAAGCACCAACACACGACAGACCUGCUGUCGCCCAGGAGACGGAUGAGUCGAGGAGGAGGCCUGAAGAAGACGGUAGACGUAAAACAUUCAAUUUUUUGAAGACUAUUUUGUCCUAUUUUGUUUUUGUUUUUUUCAAAAGAAACGAAGACAAAAAGUUUCAAAGACAAACGGCUGUGAUGAUCUUCAAGCUGGAUGUAGAUUUAGUGAGAAAUGUAAAGUAUCUGCUUUGGCAAAAUUCACCUGCUGAAUUCACCCUUAAAUUUUUCAGAAAGUG
Toxotes jaculatrix (banded archerfish) is the source of this 2821-nucleotide messenger RNA. Its product is annotated as stromal interaction molecule 1-like. The transcript has 14 exons. The record is from RefSeq and is a predicted model, not a curated record. Bases 317 to 2365 code for a protein of 682 amino acids. NCBI's taxonomy places the organism in Eukaryota, Metazoa, Chordata, Actinopteri, Toxotidae. Gene Ontology annotation, cellular component: plasma membrane; endoplasmic reticulum. Gene Ontology annotation, molecular function: calcium ion binding; calcium channel regulator activity; protein binding. Gene Ontology annotation, biological process: activation of store-operated calcium channel activity; intracellular calcium ion homeostasis; store-operated calcium entry.